Messenger RNA from Peromyscus maniculatus bairdii (prairie deer mouse), 637 nucleotides. It is a transcript of the gene Atp5mc3, whose product is annotated as ATP synthase membrane subunit c locus 3. Gene Ontology annotation, molecular function: proton transmembrane transporter activity. The record is from RefSeq and is a predicted model, not a curated record. Gene Ontology annotation, biological process: proton motive force-driven ATP synthesis; proton transmembrane transport. NCBI's taxonomy places the organism in Eukaryota, Metazoa, Chordata, Mammalia, Rodentia, Cricetidae.
AGAGGAAGCGGGAGAGGAGCCCACGUCGCCUGUCACCCACAUCCGCGCCGCCGCCGGGAGGAAAGAUGUUCGCCUGCGCCAAGCUCGCCCGCACCCCCGCUCUGAUCCGAGCUGGAUCCAGAGUUGCAUAUAGACCAAUUUCUGCAUCAGUGUUAUCUCGGCCCGAGACUAGGACCGGAGAGGGUUCUACGGUAUUUAAUGGGGCCCAGAAUGGUAUGUGUCAGCUGAUCCGAAGGGAGUUUCAGACCAGUGUAAUCAGCAGAGACAUUGACACUGCUGCCAAGUUCAUUGGUGCGGGUGCUGCAACAGUAGGAGUUGCUGGGUCUGGUGCUGGUAUUGGAACAGUCUUUGGCAGCCUUAUCAUUGGUUAUGCCAGAAACCCUUCACUGAAGCAGCAGCUCUUCUCAUACGCUAUCCUGGGAUUUGCCUUGUCUGAAGCUAUGGGUCUCUUUUGUUUGAUGGUUGCUUUCUUGAUCUUGUUUGCCAUGUAACAGAAAUUACUGCCUGAAAUGUUGGCAUUCAUAGUAAUUACGGAUGUAAUUCUGUGUAUCUGACUGUGACUCCAAAAACUGUAGUGCUGGUGUCAUGGAAAUGUACGUUAUUUCCAAAGUCAUUUCAUUAAAGAUGAAAACUUUAA